This is a messenger RNA of Nelumbo nucifera (sacred lotus), 3123 nucleotides long. NCBI's taxonomy places the organism in Eukaryota, Viridiplantae, Streptophyta, Magnoliopsida, Proteales, Nelumbonaceae. The record is from RefSeq and is a predicted model, not a curated record.
GGCACUCGAGUUAUGCAGCACAAUGACUGUCGUUUGAAUUCGGGUUAACCGGAGGUUUGGCUGUUGAGAGUGCUGUGGAACCAAUGAUGAGGUUCCACGCAACUAAUAAAUUCACAGAUCUCGUUAAAGCGUUCAGCUAAACCUUGCUCUGGCGUGUGGUGUUUUCAUUGGUUCGCUGUUCGCUCGCUACACAGCCAUUGCGUUCAGCUGAUUCGUUCUCUCCUUGGUGUGACAUCUCCCGUUGUCGACUCGCGUCCUUUGUAGUUUGUACUCACCAGAAUCUGAAUGUUGAUAGAACCGCAUUGAGCGUUCUAGGGCUUGUAAAUUUUAAUUGUUGUGUUCCUCCCUUCUUCCCAUUGCCGCGAACCCUCAACAAGAAUUCGAUUCGUAUCCAGAUUAUUUUAUUCAAGGAAAACUAGGAAUUGUAGGUGAUACUUGGGUCUGUUAUUACUCGAUAGUAUUUGAAGUUGGCUUUCGAAGACGACCUGGCUUAGCUGAUCUACCUGCGAGGUUAUGGAGAUUCAGACUUCGGGGAAGCCGAUUGAUUCUUUGCUAGAGAAGGUUUUGUGUAUGAACAUUCUCUCUUCAGAUUAUUUCAAAGAGCUUUACAGAUUGAAGACUUACCAUGAAGUUAUUGACGAAAUCUACAAUCAAGUUGAUCACGUGGAGCCAUGGAUGACUGGGAACUGUAGAGGCCCGUCUACAGCAUUUUGUCUUCUCUACAAGUUUUUCACGAUGAAGCUCACUGUCAAACAAAUGCAUGGGCUGUUGAGGCACCCUGAUUCUCCUUAUAUUAGAGCUAUUGGAUUUCUCUACUUAAGAUAUGCAGCUGAUCCAAAGACUUUAUGGGGAUGGUUUGAGCCUUACCUCAAAGAUGAAGAGGAGUUCUCUCCAGGCUCAAAUGGUCGAGUAACUACAAUGGGUGUCUAUAUACGAGAUUUACUUCUUGGACAGGCUGAGAAAGCCAUUCUCCCAAGGUGGUGGCUGAGAGUACAUCUCUUUGUAAAUUGUAAAUUAAUGUUCUUCAUGAAACAAAGUAUGAUAAAUGGGAACAUUAUGAAGUUGUUUUACCUUCAACUUGAUACCCCUUGACAAAGGUUAUUUCAUUCAGUAAUGGUUUUUCAGUAAUAUUUUUCUGAACCUUGCAUCAUUCCUAGUUUGCUUAUUUUGGAGUAAGGCUGUAAAUUUUUUAUCAGUUACUUGUUACUAGUGCUUUUUCUAAUAGAGUUGAGGUUAGUCUGUUGUGUAUCCAGAGAAAAAGUGUAAUGCUGUCCAAGCAUUACCUUAAGUGGACAAAAUAAAAGAAAUAAUACAUAUUUGAUAAGGGUCAAUUUUUCAGAGGAAUAGUUCAUGCUGUCCUUAGCUUAGGGUCUCCACUUCUUAGGAAUUCAAGGGAGUUCCUAUUGGUGAUGUAAGAAGGGAUUAGUAAUCAAGGCGAUGCCUAGGUGGGUGAUUUGGUGGGGAGCACCUUUGUAUCAUGCAUUUUUUGCAUACUUGUUUGGUGCCUUCUUAGGUAAGCAAAAGGACAAGCCAGGCACUUUAUCAUAUGCUGUAUGCUAUGUUGUAUUUUGUUUAUGCUCUUUAAUAAAUGAAAUAGGAAAAUAUAUUAUUAUAUUGUUAAUUAUUUAUUUGCUUGGAUUCUUGUUUUAUAAAAAAAUCAUUGUUUUAAAUAUACCAUUCUACAUUUCUACUUUGUUGAAUGGAGUUUGAUUAUAUUGUAUGUAGAGUAUUAGAAUUUAUGAUUAAAAGUGCUAUUACCUUUGAAAUUAAUGAUUUAAUGUGCACGCCUGUUUCAAAUUGAAAGAGCUAGAAGAGCUAGGGGCAGAUCAAACAGGACAUGGGAUAAAGUAAUGAGAAAUGACUUAAGGGCCCAUAUUUAACAGUGGAUAUGGCACCAAAUAGAAUGGAAUGGGGGAACAUGAUUUGUGUAACUGACCCCGUAUAGUUGGGAUAAGGCUUAGAUGAUGAUGAUGUAAUGUGCAUUUAUAUGCAAAACUCAUUUUUGUUUUCUUUCUUUCAAUAUUUUCAAUACAAAAUAAUAAGAAAAUGAAGACACCAACAUGUCAACAUGGGUGUUCCCAAUUAAUUAUAGGUCUUAUUGUUCAAAGAGUCACUGCCUAACCAGUGUCUUGGUAGUACCUAGUUGCCUGCUUAUGCAUUGGCACCUUGUCGCCUAGUAUUGACUUGUUACUAUAGUAAUGUUAUCAUAAUAAGAUGUUGGCAUUGUGAUUAACCUCGGCGAGUUCCUAGUUGUCUAAUGGGUGCCUUGUUGCUAUAAGUCAAGGUGUUUAGGUGAGGUGCCUAGGUGAUGCCUUGACAACUACAGUAGAUCUGCAUCCUUCCAAGUAAUAAUUUUAUAUCUCAUUUGCUUAAUAUCUUGUUUGUAUUCUUUCAGAAAAAAGGAUGGAAAAUAGAGCAAUAACAUCUCAAAGAAGAUGGUUUAUUAAUCAAUUAAAAAGAGUUUAUCUCAAUAGUGUUGCCUAUGAGAGGUGUUUUUUGCCCUGCAGAUUUUCUCCUAGGGCCCAAAAUGAAACUUUGGGAUGAAAAAAAUACUGGGUAUAUUGCAGGCGUGUGCUGUAUAUUUUUCUACUAAGAUAUGCAUCUGGAAGCUAGAGCUUAUUAUGUAGCUACUACUUGAUACCUCAAUAAUUAGGGGAUGCCUUAAUUUGCAAGGGAGUAAUUUGCACCGUCUCCCUCAUUUGGACAAACCUUUAAUUUUCCAGACCUCAGAGAACUCCAAAAUGAAUCUCAGUCAAUAGCAGCUAAGUUUGGUAAGUUUUAGGAAGUAGUCGUAGUUAAGCAUUGUUUGUACAUGCAUCUUUAUUGACAGUGCAAAUUCUAUGUAAGUUAAAAAAUGGUCUUUCUAGUUUUAUGGCAACUCUAGGUCUUAAAUGAGUUAAAAGAAAUGAAAUGAACUCUGAGUUUAAAACAAGGGUCUUUACAAAUUAACAUGUUUGUUACACUUUCCAUAAGUUUUCCAUUAGUUAAUAUGUUCAUUACAUCUUCAAUACAUUUGGCACUUCUUCGCUUGGAUAUUAAAAUAAUUGUUAUCCACUAAUGAUCAAUGAAACUGUAGUUUGUGAUCUUGUCAAUUAAGUGAUUUUAUUGAAUGGUUAUAUGUUU